Mugil cephalus (flathead mullet) is the source of this 2709-nucleotide messenger RNA. It is a transcript of the gene tamm41, whose product is annotated as TAM41 mitochondrial translocator assembly and maintenance homolog. Gene Ontology annotation, cellular component: mitochondrion. The coding region runs from base 242 to 1273 and encodes 343 amino acids. Gene Ontology annotation, biological process: CDP-diacylglycerol biosynthetic process; cardiolipin biosynthetic process. The record is from RefSeq and is a predicted model, not a curated record. The transcript has 8 exons. NCBI's taxonomy places the organism in Eukaryota, Metazoa, Chordata, Actinopteri, Mugiliformes, Mugilidae. Gene Ontology annotation, molecular function: phosphatidate cytidylyltransferase activity.
UGACGCGUAUUUCAGUCGACAGCAGCUGACCAAACUGUCCUCCUGAUAGAUGGAGUUGAAGGAGUAAACGGGUUAUUUAAGUGCUAUUUAUGGGCUUUGGUCGUGUUUAGAGUCACUGAGCCUCUCCGUCUGAAAUGUACCUCUUACUUUAUGCGUCCGAUAAUUUGUUUCAAUCUCGCUGAUUUUCUUCUCGCUAACCUGCUCGUGUUAUUGCCGGACAGGUGUCGUGUGCUAGGUCGAAAUGACUCUUGCAGCUUUGCAAAACACCGGCGUGCUUUACAGAAGGAUAUUAUCACAGUUUCCUCAGGACAUCAGCUUAGCUUUUGCCUACGGGUCUGGGGUUUUUAAACAGCAUGGGACCGACCAAGUUCAAAUGGAGAAGAACAUGCUGGACUUUGUGUUUGCGGUGGACGACCCAGUGACGUGGCACACCAUGAAUCUGCUGCAGAAUCGCAAACACUAUUCCAUCCUCAAGCUGCUGGGUCCCACGAAGAUCAGCUCCAUACAAAACGAACACGGGGCUUCUGUGUACUACAACACACUGGUGCCUGUGGACGGGAAAAUAAUCAAAUACGGUGUAAUCAGUACAGACUCUCUUAUUGAUGACCUGAUGCAUUGGAAGACCAUGUAUGUUGCCGGACGUCUUCACAAACCGGUGAAAAUGCUGGUGCAGAGCGAGAAUGGAAAGCUCCGCGCUGCCUUGGUGGCAAAUCUGAAGAGUGCUGUGACAGCUUCCUUCCUUAUGCUGCCAGAGAGCUUCACCGAGGAAGACCUUUUCCUGCAAAUAGCUGGUCUUUCUUAUGCUGGCGAUUUCAGGAUGGUGAUUGGAGAAGAUAAAUCCAAGGUGGCCAAUAUCGUCAGAGACAACAUUCAGCACUUCAGGAUUCUGUAUAGUAACAUCCUGCGGGACUGCCCUCAAGUGGUUUACAAACCUCAACAAGGAAAACUUGAGGUUGACAAAAGUCCCGAAGGCCAGUUUACCCAGCUGAUGGCGUUGCCCCGCACUCUUCAGCAGAGGAUCACAAAGCUGGUUGAUCCUCCAGGGAAAAACCGGGAUGUGGAGGAGAUCCUGCUUCAGGUGGCUCAGGACCCCGACUGUGGAACGGUUGUGCAACAAGGUAUCUCGUCGAUUGUGAAAUCCUCCAGUAUAACGCAGAGUAUCAAAGGCAUUGCCACAGCUGGCUUGUGGAAGACGGUGUCCUACAGCUCCAAAAAACUGAGAAAGAUGUGGAAGGGCUGGAGGAGGAAGCCGCCUGUCUCCCAGAUGUCCUGAUCCUGUCUUUUUUUUAUUUAAACCAGGAACCUGUCCGUCUUUGUUUUUGUCACUCAGGCAAUCCAACAAUGUCCAUCCUCUGGUUCUAUCACUCUAUUGUCUCUACGGCCCUCCGUUAGCCUGUGUGUGAAUAGUUGAGAAGCGUUCUCAUUAAAUUCAUAAAAGCUGUAGGAUAAAAGGUGACAUUUCCUGAGUCAACCUGAAUUAUGGCUGACAUGUAAUGGUACUAAAGACUGAGCCUCAAUGGAGGAUGACUACUGCGACUCAUGAGAUACUAAUGAUCUGUAUGAGCACAGCUUGGAAAGUGUACCUCGUGUUACAUGAGGAAAUGGCUUAGGAGGUCCUCAGUUUAAUCAUGGGAGUGUUACAUCUGUGUAUUUUUCUAGGCUACAGACACACACACGUAAAGACACUUAACACACUUAUUUCCACGUAUUGUUACUUCACCAAAGAUGGCCAAACCUUUAUCUUUCCCUGUGUUCUGUCAGUAUUCGUUCAUUGGGUCAGCUCGUUAUUUUAAUCAGAUCAAAAGUGGAAAUAGCUGUAGUGUAAUUCAGUCACAAGAAAUGGGUUUAAUAAACUUUUUCAAGUGUGAGGAUUUUCUCUUCAGUUGCAUGGUUUUGUUGUAACAUCCAAAAGUGAGUAUGAGAAUUAUGUUUGUUUUUUUCCAACUUAUUGGGCUUUCAGUUUAGAUUAACUGGUUCAGUGUGACACAUUAAUGUCCACCGAGGGCAGUGUAAAUGUCACACUUAAAUGAAAUACACAAUACAUUAUUCCAAUGUUGCAAUUUCACUUGACAAAAUUAUGUUUUCAUUGAAAUGUAUCGUAUUACUUUUUCUCAAUAGCAGUUUAGAUAUGAAAAAGGAAAACGGGUACAUUUUGAUAUGACUAGUCAAAAUGUAAUUUUUAUGAAAUGUUAUGUUUUGCAAUUAAUUACAUAUGCAUGAUGCAAUGGGGUGCAUGUAUUUACACUACAAUAGCACAAGAUAAGUACAGAGCAUGGGACGCAUACAAAUACACAGUAACACAAAUCUUAAACUGCAAUGCAGCUUUUAAACAUUGAAAACAUUCAGUCAAAAUACCUGUGUGAUUAUUUAUUUAUUUUGUUUGUGUUUACCUAUGGAUGUCAAAUUUUUGCAUUUUAUUUCCUUUGUGUGAUCAAAAGUAACAAAACAUUUUCAAAGGAAAGCAGUUAUCAUGUGGACAAUAUCGCUCUCUACCUGAUACUGUUGUGGCCACAUGAAUCAUUUAGAGGCAGGUUGUACAUUACGUCAUAGCGCACAACACGGUUAUCUCAUCUCUGUACUUUGGGACAGUUUGCUGAUCACACAGGUUUGUCCACAUACUGUAUGAUCCAUCUCUGCUCCUGUGAUUUAUCUGCAGCUGAGAGAUAAUUGAAUUAAACUGUAUCUGUUUAACAUCAGCAGCAGUCAAAA